Molecule: messenger RNA, 1122 nt
Organism: Macroventuria anomochaeta
Lineage: Eukaryota; Fungi; Ascomycota; Dothideomycetes; Pleosporales; Didymellaceae
Exons: 1
Coding region: 328-963 (211 amino acids)
Source: RefSeq, a predicted model, not a curated record
CCAACAUCCAGAAUCUCACAGGCCGCGGCUGUGCACACCACCACAUCACACCGCUUCGUUCUAAACAUCACGAUGGUUUGUUUCUCGUGUGUUCGUGUUUAAUGCCAUCUUUCUGUGUGCGCACAAUGUCUUUCUGCUUUGUUUUAGUCAUUGUUUCGUUCUGUCCGCGCAGUAUGCUGUACUUUCACAUCCAUACGUGAACAUGCCCCAUUGCUUAUUCACAAUCUACAGUGUCACAAAGGUAUAGUUCAGGUGCAAUUCUCUCGAGAAUCCAACCCAAGUUCCCCUGCGCACCAAGCACUUCGCGACCUGUUGCUUUUCGUCGAUAUGCCGCCACACAACUUGUCUCGCUACAUGGCCCAUUGUCUUAAUGCAGAAAUUCACACAGGUAUGGCUUCUCUGAUCCAGGCUGCGACGCUACACAGAUUUACGCAUACAGGCUCGAGCAACUUGGCUUUACCCAUAGUGGUGCCCAUCGUUGUCGGAGUCGUACUGAUAGUGGCGAAUCUCCCGAUGCCCAAGAGCUUCUUCUUAAAUUUUGCCACUAAGGUGGGUAUAUGUCGCGGCAAAGACGAAGCCAGCGCGCGACCUUGGUUUGGUCGAAAGUCGCCAGAUACAGAGUCAUCCACAACUGAGAAGCCGCAGCCAACGUUCGUCGAGCGUCAUCUGGAGAUGCUGCGCGCCUGGCAGAAGCCAGCGCAACCCCCGCUACCGCUUUACUUAGCGAAGCCAGAUUCUGCUUACCAGCCUCGCCGACCUACUGGCAUGAAAUUCAAAGAAUGGCAAGAAUGUCAGCGUAAUGCUGUUGUGCGGCCCAACCCCAUGCACGAAUUCAAGUUGACCGGAGUAUGCGUCAAAGGUCCAGCACACUGGAAGAAGAUAGCAAAAGAGAUGGAAGCGCGCAAGUCAUGGUGGAGAAGGCGAAAGACAAGUCACGGGUGUAGGCAUCCUGAGAUUCGCUAACCAGAUAGCUCUCUGUCUUCGCAGCCAUGGCUGACAUUACGUGUGUAGGGAGAUUGUUUCAAUGUUACACGUCAUUGUAAGUGCGAGUGCUAGAGGGUAUUGACAAGCGCCUUAUAAGCCAGGCAAACCCGCAAUCACAAUCCUCUGAAUAAGCUCGUC